This is a messenger RNA of Hydra vulgaris (swiftwater hydra), 1942 nucleotides long. RefSeq names its product major facilitator superfamily domain-containing protein 6. Gene Ontology annotation, cellular component: membrane. The record is from RefSeq and is a predicted model, not a curated record. Lineage: Eukaryota; Metazoa; Cnidaria; Hydrozoa; Anthoathecata; Hydridae.
AAAAAAGAUCCAGAAAAAAUAUAAGAUGAUCACUUAGUUUAAAAUCUACUUAAAACUAAAAUUGUUUUAUAUCAGGUUCUGCUACUAGCUGCAUCAAUUAUCUACAAGAUUUUAAGAACAAACACGUGAUAACGAUCAGCCUUGUUUGUUUUUGUUGAAAAAAAAACUUAAAUGGAUAAUAACAAAACCAUUAAGCAAGAGCAUGUCAUCGGUGACAAUUUGAAUUUAUCAAUUAACGGUACCAAUUUACAAAAUGUGGACGAUGCUUGUAAUAAAGAAAAGUGGUACUACAUUGAUAAAGAUAUGAUACCAGCUAAAUUAACUUAUUUUUUCAUAGGUGCAGAAAGAUCGUCCGUAUCACCUUUUCUAACCAUUUUUUUAAUAAGUAUUGGUCUAAAUCUAAAACAAGUUGGUUACGUUAUUUCUUUUACUUACGUUGGUCAAAUUAUAGGAAGCGUUUUUUGGGGUGUUAUAGCUGACAAAACUGGUGCACAACGUGUUAUAUUUAUAUUGUUAUGCUUUUUUUAUGGCACGCUCUCAUUGUCAAUUUCUGUCGUUAGUUCAAGAAUAGGAGAAAGAAGUAAAAACCAUUGCCCAAUUAUAUUAAGCAACAAUGUUUCUAACAUCACGGUAAACAGUUCAACAUUAAUUAACAGACACUUUGGUGGAUAUGUUCCAGUAUCUUCAACAGUUCUGACAUAUGUUAUAGCAACUUUGGGUUUUUUUAUGGCAUCUUUUAGUGGAAGUAUUUACAGCUAUAUUGAUGCUAGAGUUAUUGAAAAAGUGAAAGUAUCGGUCAAAGAGAAAAACUUUGGGAGGCAGUUUAUGUUUUCAAACAUUGGGUUUGCCUGCGGGGCAUUAGUUUCAGGAAAAGUAAUGGAUAUAUUUCCGAUUGCAGACAUAUCAUGCUAUUUUGCAGUAUAUCUUGUUUCUGUAAUAUUUUUAUCAGCUUCAUGUAUAAGUUUCCAAUAUUUGUACAGAAGUACAAAAACAUCUAAAACUGAAGUUAAAAAAAAAGAUGAAAAAGAAGAAUUAAGGUCAGAAUCUUUUCAAAAAGAUCUUAUAAAAACACUGUUAAGCUUAGAAGUGAACCUCUUUUUCAUCACAAUCAUUGUGAACGGUCUAUUGUAUAGCAUAUACUUGAGCUAUUUUUUUUUAUUUAUGAGGCAACUUAAAUCUUCUAAUUUGUUAAUUGGAUUAACAGUAGCGUUUGGAUCAACCUCAGGUGUGGUUGUAAAUUUUUUUAAUGGAGUAAUCAUAAAACUACUUAGAGGAACAUUUAACACAAUGAUUAUGUGCACGUUUCUUUGGUCGGUUCGUUAUUUCAUCUUUUACUUCUUGAAGAAUCCUUGGUUAAUCAUACCGUUACAACUGACUCUCCAUGGAUUAAGUCUGUCGCUGUUUUUUAGUGUAAAAUCAGAACAUUUAAAACUUAUUGCUCAAAAAAGUAUUCACACAACAAUGUUUGGAAUUGUUCAAUGUUUACAUAGUGGCGUAUCAAUGAUUAUUGGAAGCCUAAUAGGUGGAAAAUUGAUUGAUACUUACGGCGCUCGAAAAACAUUUCUUUAUGCUAGCAUAUUUGCACUAUCGUGGUCAGGAACUUUGUCUACGUACUUUAUUGCUAAACGGUUUCGGUUGUUAUGGGGUAAAAAUGGAUCUAUAUUUGCACUACAGCCUGAAUUCUUAAGUGAAAGUAACUUACAUACAAACAAAAACUGUAAGGAUAUAAUUAAGUUUUAAACAUUUACAGAGUUAUAUUAAUAAUUAUAUAUCGGUAAAAAAUUAAAACAUAAUUAUUUUUUUAAUAACGAAAGUUAUGUAAUAUAUCUAGUGUUUUUUUUAAUUGUGGGGUAAAGUAUAAAUGGCAAUGAUACGAAACGUUGGUAAUAAUAAAUGCAACUCUGAGGAGAAGUUUAAUUCCACCGCUGUAUAAAAAAUGAUU